AUGAGCAGGCUCUGCCUCUCCGCAGCUCUUCUGGUCAUCCUGGGCACCCUGGUGGCCGGCACCCCAGAGAGUGACGACAGCAACAAGGACAAUGGCCUGCGCCCUGCCUUCUGUCUGCAGCCACCAUACACCGGGCCCUGUAGGGCCAUGUUCACCAGGUACUUCUUCAACGCCGUGUCCGGGCUCUGCCAGACCUUCACUUACGGCGGAUGCAGAAGGAAGCCGAACAACUUCCGGAAUGAGAAGGAGUGUAUCAGCACGUGUGGGGGCCGCAACAGGGCACAGCAUGGGAACGCCGAGUCAGCCACCCUGCCCAGCGGGUCCACCGUGCUCCUGAGCAAACGGCUUUUCUCUUCCUGGCCAUCUUGGUGUCAGACUGGGCCCUACCAGGUGUAG
This is a messenger RNA of Capra hircus (goat), 396 nucleotides long. RefSeq names its product pancreatic trypsin inhibitor-like. The record is from RefSeq and is a predicted model, not a curated record. Gene Ontology annotation, molecular function: serine-type endopeptidase inhibitor activity. The coding region runs from base 1 to 396 and encodes 131 amino acids. Lineage: Eukaryota; Metazoa; Chordata; Mammalia; Artiodactyla; Bovidae. The transcript has 4 exons.